Messenger RNA from Toxotes jaculatrix (banded archerfish), 4266 nucleotides. RefSeq names its product transmembrane 9 superfamily member 2 (gene tm9sf2). NCBI's taxonomy places the organism in Eukaryota, Metazoa, Chordata, Actinopteri, Toxotidae. The transcript has 17 exons. Gene Ontology annotation, cellular component: membrane. Bases 113 to 2056 code for a protein of 647 amino acids. The record is from RefSeq and is a predicted model, not a curated record. Gene Ontology annotation, biological process: protein localization to membrane.
GCCCGCUGCUGAACCGGAUGCUGGUGGCUGUGUGCCGUUGGAUGUCAGAUGCUGAGCGGACCGCGAACAGGAGCAAGGUAACCGUGUAAAUCUUGAGUGAAGACUGGCCGGGAUGAACAUGGUGCUGUGGCUGCUUGGAGCUGCGCUGCUGGCUCGGGCUGCCGGCUUCUACCUCCCUGGUCUGGCGCCCGUCAGCUUCUGUGAGCCUGGGAAAGACCAAGUUCCAGACUGCAAGUCGACCAUUGAGCUGUUUGUGAACAGGCUGGAUUCAGUGGAGUCUGUGCUGCCUUAUGAAUAUACUGCAUUUGACUUCUGCUCAGAGAAAACAGAGAAACGUCCGUCUGAGAAUCUGGGCCAGGUUCUUUUCGGGGAGAGAAUCGAACCCUCGCCAUACAAGUUUGAGUUUAAGAAAUCUGCGGUGUGUCAGAAGGUGUGUACCAAAACCUACGACACCAACAACCCAUCAGACAAAGCCAAACUGGACUUCCUCAAGAAAGGCAUGCUACUCAACUACCAGCAUCACUGGAUUGUGGACAACAUGCCGGUCACCUGGUGCUACGAUGUUGAAGAUGGACAGAAGUUCUGUAACCCCGGGUUCCCUAUCGGCUGUUACGUCACAGAAGCGAGUCAACCCAAAGACGCCUGCGUGGUCAAUGCUAACUUUAAUAAAAAGGACGCUUUUUACAUCUUUAACCACGUGGACAUCACCAUCCAUUACCACGUCGUUGAGCAUGAACAGCUCGGAGCUCGAUUGGUUGCUGCCAAGAUUGAACCCAAAAGCUAUGAAAACCCUAACGAUGACAGCCCUGAUUGUUCCGGAGAGCCAAAGUUACUGGAAAACAAAUACACAGGACAGUUCAAGAUCCCCUACACCUACUCUGUCAACUUUGUGGAAGACAAGAAUAUUCGUUGGGCGUCUAGAUGGGACUACAUCCUGGAGUCAAUGCCUCACACCAACAUCCAGUGGUUCAGCAUCAUGAACUCCUUGGUGAUCGUGUUGUUCCUGUCUGGGAUGGUAGCAAUGAUCAUGCUGAGGACUCUGCAUAAAGACAUCGCCAGAUACAAUCAGAUGGACUCUGUGGAGGACGCCCAGGAGGAGUUUGGAUGGAAGUUGGUCCAUGGAGAUGUUUUCCGACCUCCCAGGAAGGGGAUGCUGCUCUCGGUUUUCCUUGGCUCUGGAACCCAGAUCUUCAUUAUGACCUUUGUCACCCUUUUCUUUGCCUGUCUGGGCUUCCUCUCUCCGGCGAACCGCGGGGCUCUGAUGACGUGUGCGGUCGUUCUCUGGGUUCUUCUGGGAACGCCGGCCGGAUACGUGGCUGCCCGCCUCUACAAAUCUUUUGGAGGUGAAAAGUGGAAGACCAACGUUUUGCUGACAGCCUUCCUCUGUCCUGGGGUGGUGUUCGCUGAUUUCUUUGUGAUGAACCUGAUUCUGUGGGGGGAGGGGUCUUCGGCGGCCAUGCCCUUCGGGACCCUGGUCGCCAUAUUGGCUCUGUGGUUCUGUAUCUCGGUGCCACUGACCUUUAUAGGAGCAUACUUUGGCUUCAAGAAAGCAGGCAUCGAACACCCGGUGCGGACCAAUCAGAUUCCUCGUCAAAUCCCGGAGCAGUCGUUCUACACGAAGCCUUUCCCUGGCAUCGUCAUGGGAGGGAUUCUGCCGUUCGGAUGUAUAUUUAUUCAGCUGUUCUUCAUACUAAACUCCAUCUGGUCCCAUCAGAUGUACUACAUGUUUGGCUUUCUCUUCCUCGUCUUCAUCAUCCUGGUCAUCACCUGCUCUGAGGCCACCAUCCUGCUCUGCUACUUCCACUUAUGUGCUGAGGACUACCACUGGCAGUGGCGUUCCUUCCUGACCAGCGGCUUCACUGCCGUCUACUUCCUGGUCUAUGCCAUUCAUUACUUCUUCUCUAAGCUGCAAAUCACUGGACUGGCCAGCACCAUCCUCUACUUCGGAUACACCAUGAUCAUGGCUCUCAUCUUUUUCUUAUUCACUGGUACAAUCGGCUUCUUUGCCUGUUUCUGGUUCGUCACCAAGAUCUACAGUGUGGUCAAAGUGGACUGAAGGAUGCGGAUUCAUAACAGACUGAACGUGGCUGAACGCUGCUUUCUCCCUUUCGACCUCUGAAACAUUCAGCUCUGUCGAACUGAAUCGAACGUUCCAACCCUGAACAUCGCAGCCUCCUCUUUUUUUUUUUUUUUUUUUUUUUUUUUUUAAUCUCUUCAGUGACUCUGCCUCGGACAGGUGACAGCUUUCUUUGCUUCGUGUGCCUAAAAUGUUUGCGUGUGAGCAUGUGUACACCCAGUUGUAAUUAUUUUGUACAUACACUAUCUAUCUGCAUAUAAUCUGAAUGAAAUGAAUCCCGCCUGUACAAGCCUCUGCCCGAUAUGUGAUGCGUAGGAAGGUGCUUCGUGCGUGCGGUGAGCCACAGCCGGGCUCUGUCAGCUGUCAUGUAGGUUUAUGUUUGCAGGUGUAGACGUAUAGAGGUGUGAUGGUCUGCUUCUUCACAGGUUGUUCUCCAGACUUUUUCAGUACUUCCCACCUCUUCGUUCUUAAGGCUCCUUUAAGUUGCAGCUUCAGUGGGAGAGGUGCAGGUGCAGACUUCCUGCCAGUUAUACUACGACAGCUCCCAUAAUGCAGAGCGAUUUCAGAAAAAGCAUCGUGAUUCUGAUCAAACAGAAAAGUCCAGUCCCACCUUAGUGCGGCCUCUGUUCCAUCAAGAGAAACGCACGCCAGGGGUAUCUUGAUGCUCCGCUUGUCAUGAUACCUGCUUUAAAAACAAUAAGACACAGGCUAGUCACAGGCUAGUGGAACACAUGCUAGCUCAUUUCACCUGCUUUUUAUCAACGACCUCCAGUAAAAAAGUACAAACUGAGGAGCCGCGUCUUCUCAACCUGACUUCUGUCUCUUCACAGUUUGCUUUCUAGUCAUUAACCCACAUCUCUCUGUGCUGAGUUCACUUUUCCGAAGCUCUUCGGCAGAAGACAGUUAAAUCUCACAUCCGGGAUGCACUAAUGCGACAAAAUGCUUGAUCCACAUCUCAGGAUCAAGUCCGGGGGGACCAGAACCAGCAUCUGCAUCAAGAACCCACUGUCGCUCUGACCUAGAACACACUAACAUUACAGUGUGGAUCUCUGAAGUAUGCUUUUAUUUAUGUGUUUGGCAUGAACCAAAUGUGCAUUACAACAAAAAGAAGGGCACAACUUUAGGUUAGACUCACAUCAGAAAUAAUACAAAACUAAUGUGUAAAUAUUCACUAUACAUACAUGACUAUGACACACAUACAGCUGUGCUGGUGAACCCUUCUGUAAACAGUCACAGGUUCUCGUCCAGAUCCCCACCUUAUGUCCUCUCCUGUCCCUUCCAGCCCGUGUCCCCUGGGACUGAUCUCUCAUAGAGGUCAUAUAUGAAUAAAAUGUAUUUAUUAUUAUUAUUAUUAUUAUUAUUAUUAUUAUUUAGAUGUGGCAGAAUGUGGCCGAUGUUUCUCUUGUUUACAGUAAUUUUGCGUUUGCGUCGGCUGCAGCUGUGCUGACUGCGUGAGGAGUUUCGAAGAAGCGAGAAGUGAACACAGCAUGGAGGAAUGCGUGGAACUAAUUAUAAAGAAAAUUCAGCACUUUUUUUUUUUUUUUUAAAUAAGGUUCAAUGGACUGAAGAGUCUGAGAUCUCAUCACCUGGUCAACUCAUCAUUCCCUCAUAACCCCAGCAGUACACGCCACACAGCUGACGAUCACCAGACUUAAACUCACAUCUUUAGCGACAGAGGGGGAGGGGGGGUUGCCGUGUCAGCUGAACGCUUAUUUAUUCUCAGCUCCUAUUAGCUGUCUGACCUGACUCUGAUCUGUGACUGACUGAGAGGUGAAGCAUCCCCCUGUCUCAUCAUCACAACCAUGGAAACGCUUUGUGUAAAUAACUUUUUCUAAUGUAAAAAAUCGAGGAGGAGGAAACGGAACAAAAGGAGAAAGACGUGAGCGAGGGAGGCUUGUUCGUUACCACGGAAACAUUGUUCUAAUAUAUGUUUCAGACGUUUCAGUGUUAGUUAUCAGGUUGGUCUAAUAAUUAAAUUGGAUUUUUUUUUCCCCCUCUCUGCUCUCUUGAUUUAUGUCCUUACAUCUAAAUAUCACUGUAUUCAUAUAGUGGCGUUACCAUAUGUUUAUAUUUCAUAUGUUUGCAUUUUCACACUGUAUAUUCCCGGAGACAAAGAAAAACUCAUUCAUUCAUUCAUUCUCUUUUCAGCAUUGUGUCAUUGCCUCUGUCAUAAAUGAUCUUACAUCAAA